Arctia plantaginis is the source of this 1047-nucleotide messenger RNA. Lineage: Eukaryota; Metazoa; Arthropoda; Insecta; Lepidoptera; Erebidae. The record is from the annotation of a GenBank genome assembly.
AUGGCUGAAACGGAAAUAAUAUCUAGUAGUGAGAAUAAUGAGCAAUUUUUCGAAGGAGUCGAAAAGCUCAUUGAGAUUUGGUUUACACCGGCAAAAAAUGCAGAUUUGAGAAAAAUCACUCGCCAACAAUGGGAGAAUGUGCUGAAGAUAGUACGUUGUGAGAUCAUCUCUUUCACCCAGAGCGAGCUAGUCGACGCUUAUGUCCUUAGUGAGAGCAGCAUGUUCGUGUCUCGUCGCCGUUGGAUCUUAAAGACUUGCGGCACGACGACACCUCUGCGAUGUGUGCGAGCAGUGCUGAGCCUGGCGCGCGACGUGGCAGGCCACUCGCGCGUCCACAAUGUGUUUUACUCGCGGCGAGAGUUUGCUCGACCCGCCGCGCAGUUACAGCCCCAUGAUAAUUUUGACUCAGAGGUAAAACUUCUCGAUUCAUUCUUUGGCGAUGGGCGCGCAUAUAUCAUGGGUCCUGAGAAGGACUGUUGGUACCUAUACACGCUCCUGCCCUUGGAGGGUACAGUAGACGCCCUGGAGAAAGAACAUUGCGCCGCCAACGAGCUCUUGGAGCCCGACCAGACCAUUGAGAUCCUCAUGUCAGACCUUGAUCCAGCUGUCAUGGAGAUCUUCACAAGACAGUACUCAGCUAAUGCUGCACAAGCCACACGCGAGUCCGGCAUAGACAAAAUAAUCCCGGGGAUGGUCAUAGACGAUUUCCUGUUUGAUCCGUGUGGAUAUUCCAUGAAUGGAGUUGCUAAAGAUGGCUGCUACAUGACGAUCCAUAUAACACCUGAGCCGGCCUGCUCUUAUGUCUCGUUCGAGUCUAACGUGCCCGUGUCGUGCUACGAGGAGGUGAUUACGCGCGUGCUACAGGCCUUCCGGCCGAAUAAGUUCGUGCUCACCGUUUUCGCUACUCCGGACUCCCCGGGCGCGGAAGCCGCGCGACAGCUGAAGAAGUUCCCGGCCCUGGGCACGUACUCGCUGCUGGACGGCCAGCACUGCCGCUUCGCCGGCUACUCGCUGCAGUACGCGCUGUACUGCAAGUUCCCGAGCUGA